UAUAGAUAGGUAAUAUAGAUCAGUGGCAGGCUCCCUUUGCGGUUGCUUAGAUACGUUUGUUUGAUCGAUAUUUUACACAGCGCUAUGUAAGACUUUACAACAUGAACGAGAACAGAAGUUGCAUCGAUUCGAAUGAAUUGUUUGCGAUAAUCUGAAUUUCGAUUAUGGCGAUAGUUAUAAAAGAUUAUCAGUGGCGACAGACGGAUAAAAGAAUAAUAAUUCACGUGCCUCUGAGAGGUCGCCCUAAAAAUGUGGAUUUAUUCGUUAUGGAUAAUUACGUAAAGAUUAGCUUUUCGCCUUUUAUUUUGGAAUUAUUUCUGUGGGAAAACGUGCUUGAAGAGGAGAGUGAAUGUACUUUGACGGACACCGAAGCUAUUUUUUCUUUGCAAAAAGCGAACGUGGCUAUCGAUUGGCCGAGUCUCGAGGCGGAAAACAUUAACAAGAGUGAAAAGUGUCAUACUAGAAACCGAAUUUUAGAGAAAGCUCAAAGUGUUUUGGAAAAUCGUGCAAAACUCAAGAAAGAAAAACUUCAAAAUCUGCAAAAAGAAGCGGUAAAAAUACAGAUCAAUGUGGAUACGAAUAUAUUGAAUAAAAUAGAGCACUUGAAAGACUGUCAUCGGAAAGCUGCAAUGCAGGAUCUUGAAGAAUGGCGAUCAAAUGCGGAAAUGCCCUUCCUCCAGGAUAUACCCGGCAAAGUGCAAAAAAAUAGAAAGGCGUAUAGGCCUCCACUUCAGUGGUUCGAGGAUAAUCUUGACAUCAUAAAAUCUCGAGAACUUGACGAGAAAGAGAUCGAAAUAGAAGAAAAACAAGAAUCCAUAGUUAUAGAAGAAUUAAAGGAAGAAUUAAUUGUUAAUGAGAACUCCGAGAAAGAUUCAACCGAAGGAAACAUGAAAGAAGAAUUAAUUAUUAAAGAAGACAUAAAGAAAGAUCUGAUUGUUAAAGAAAAUACGAACGAAUCAUUAAGUAUCGAGAAAGAUCUGAAAGCAAAAUCAAAUAUUGAAGAACACUCGGAAAAAGUAUCAAUAAUUGAACAUCAUCCGAGAAUAGAAUCAAUCGAUCGGACGAAUUUAAAAGAAGGUACAAUUCUCAAUGAAAAUAUCGGCAAAAAAGUGAAUGUAGAAAUAAGGAAAACAACAAGAAAUCCGAGCGGGGAUUUUAAUUUUGAUGAAUGUUCAAGUUGUUCUGAAGAUUCCGAAUCAGAUGACGAGAUUACAGCCUCCAAAUCUUCAACGAAGCCUUUAGUUAAGGAAAUGAAUCAGAAAUCCUUGAAAAAAUUCUAUAAGAAGACGGAGAAGCAAAGACCAGGCCAGGAAUUGAUUGACAGAAUAUUGAAGGGUCGAUAUCCCAAAAUAAAUCAAAUAUUCGAUGAGCCUACGAAGGCCGUUCCACUACCUAGAAGAGGUGGAACGAUUAAUGUGACUUUUUCUGAACGGGCCUUUCCCACUCCGGCAAGAGAGAGUGCCUUCAUUGAAGAACAGGAAUGGCUCUCGAAGCAAGCGGAAGCUAGAAGAAAAACAGGAUUUGUUGUCGAGGAUCUCCGUCCUGAAGAACAGGAUCCGCAAUGGCUGAAAGACAAGGGCGAUGAAUUCUUCAAAGCGGGGAAUUAUUUAGCUGCCAUCAGUGCAUAUACACAUGGAAUAAAAAUCAGCGACAAGCUGGCGGCACUUUAUGUGAACAGAUCUGCUGCACAUUUUGCGCUUGGAAAUUAUUACAGAUGUAUUGAUGAUUGUUCUAAGGUACUGGAACUAAUGGAACCAAAGUGCGAAAGCAACAGAGUAUCGCGAGCAAAGUGUCAUGCUCGUCGGGGUGCUGCGCUUUGCAAAUUAUCUGCACCGCAGCAUGGAAUCCCCGAAUUAGAAGCUGCCUUGAAACUAGAUCCGAAUAACAAGAGUAUUAAACACGAUCUUUAUGCCGUUAGACAGUAUUUUAAUAUACAAGAAUAAGGAUAGUUGGGGUUUUCUAAAAUGUUUUCCUCGUAAAAAUUUUAUAUUUAAGAAAUGUCUUAAUUUAUUUGCUUGCAGUAAGUUGAUUAAAUGUAUAU
Molecule: messenger RNA, 2041 nt
Organism: Wasmannia auropunctata (little fire ant)
Lineage: Eukaryota; Metazoa; Arthropoda; Insecta; Hymenoptera; Formicidae
Product: dyslexia susceptibility 1 candidate gene 1 protein homolog
Exons: 7
Coding region: 165-1943 (592 amino acids)
Biological process (GO): outer dynein arm assembly; cilium movement; inner dynein arm assembly
Molecular function (GO): protein binding
Source: RefSeq, a predicted model, not a curated record